GCGGCGGGGGAGGCAGGAAAGUUGGGCGGCCGCCGGGAAGUUUGGGAGCAUGGCGGAGCGGCCCGGGGCGCCCGGCCCCCGGCAGCGCGGCGGGGCGGCGGCGGGCGAGCGGCCGCGCUGAGCCCAGCCGCGCCGCGGGGAAGCGGCCGCCCGCCGGCAUGGCCCGCUGGAUCCCCACCAAGCGGGAGAAGUACGGGGUCGCAAUCUACAAUUACGAUGCUGUCCAAGAUGUGGAGCUCUCCUUGCAAGUUGGUGAUACUGUUCACAUUUUGGAGAUGUAUGAAGGCUGGUACCGAGGAUACACACUCCGAAAUAAAUCUAAGAAGGGCAUUUUCCCAGAAACAUAUAUCCAUUUAAAAGAGGCAAUCGUGAAGGACCGAGGACAACAUGAAACAGUGAUUCCAAGUGAAUUGCCCCUUGGACAAGAACUCACUUCUACCCUGAGGGAGUGGGCAGUUAUCUGGCACAAGUUAUAUGUGGAUAACAAGACAACACAGUUUCGGCAUGUCCAACAAAUGACUUACAGCUUGAUAGAGUGGCGGUCACAGAUCCUGUCUGGGACCCUUCCCAAAGACGAGCUAGCCGAGCUCAAGAAGAAAGUCACUGCUAAGAUUGACUAUGGCAACAGGAUCCUAGGUUUGGACCUGGUUGUACGAGAUGACAAUGGGAAUAUCUUGGACCCAGAUGAAACCAGUACAAUCUCUCUCUUCAAGUCCCAUGAAACUGCAUCCAAAAGGAUUGAUGAAAGGAUCCAGGAAGAGAAGUCCCUGCAGCAGAAUUUGGACCUCCGAGGGCAGCCAGUAUUCAACACAACACAUACAUAUAGCCUGUAUGUAAACUUCAAGAAUUUUGUCUGCAAUAUUGGAGAAGAUGCAGAACUGUUAAUGAGCCUCUAUGAUCCUGAUCUCUCCAAAUUCAUCAGUGAAAAUUACCUGGUUCGUUGGGGCAGUAAUGGGAUGCCUAAAGAAAUUGAGAAACUAAAUAACCUCCAAGCAGUGUUUACCGAUUUAAGCAGUUCUGACUUGAUCAGACCAAAAAUCAGCUUGGUAUGUCAGAUUGUGAGAGUGGGGCAUAUGGAGCUGAAAGAUGGGAAGAAACAUACCUGUGGACUCCGGAGGCCCUUUGGUGUGGCAGUGAUGGACAUAACUGAUAUCAUACAUGGAAAGGUGGACGAUGAGGAAAAGCAACAUUUUAUUCCAUUUCAGCAGAUUGCCAUGGAAACGUACAUCAGACAGCGACAGCUAAUCAUGUCCCCACUGAUAACUUCCCAUGUGAUCGGAGAAAAUGAGCCCCUCACUUCUGUCUUCAACAAAGUCAUCGCCGCGAAGGAAGUGAAUCAUAAAGGGCAAGGUCUUUGGGUCUCUCUGAAACUGCUUCCUGGCGAUCUAGCACAGGUUCAAAAGGAUUUUUCCCACCUUGUAGAUAGAUCAACUGCUGUGGCUCGCAAAAUGGGAUUCCCUGAGAUAAUCCUUCCAGGUGAUGUUCGAAAUGAUAUCUAUGUCACCCUGAUACAAGGGGAGUUUGACAAAGGGAAGAAGAAGACUCCCAAGAAUGUGGAAGUCACCAUGUCUGUACAUGAUGAAGAUGGAAACCUCCAAGAGAAAGCUAUCCAUCCUGGUGCCGGUUACGAAGGUGUCUCCGAAUAUAAGUCUGUUGUUUAUUAUCAAGUCAAGCAACCUUGCUGGUAUGAAACUGUAAAGGUGUCCAUUGCAAUAGAAGAAGUCAGUCGUUGCCAUUUAAGAUUCACUUUCCGUCAUCGGUCAUCACAGGAGUCUAGGGAUAAGUCUGAGAGAGCUUUUGGUAUGGGCUUUGUGAAGUUGAUGAACGCCGAUGGAACAACGCUGCAAGAUGGCAAACACAAUUUGAUUGUUUACAAGGGUGAUAACAAGAAAAUGGAAGAUGCUAAAUGCUAUUUAACUCUUCCUUGCACCAAAACGGAGGUGGAGGAGAAGGAGACCCCCUCGGGGAAAAACCUGCACCAUCUAGCCAACUUCACACCCACUAAGGAUAGUACAAAAGACAGCUUCCAGAUUGCCACUUUGAUCUGCUCCACCAAACUGACACAGAACGUUGACCUGCUGGGUUUGUUGAACUGGCGUUCUAACUCCCAGAACAUAGCUCACAACCUAAGGAAGCUAAUGGAGGUGGAAGGAGGAGAAAUUGUAAAGUUUUUGCAAGACACCCUUGAUGCGCUUUUCAACAUAAUGAUGGAAAUGUCAGAAAAUGAAACCUAUGACUUCCUUGUGUUUGAUGCACUGGUAUUUAUUAUUUCUUUGAUCGGAGACAUCAAGUUCCAGCAUUUCAACCCUGUACUUGAAACUUACAUUUACAAGCACUUCAGUGCAACCCUGGCCUAUGUGAAACUCACCAAAGUACUAAACUGUUACGUGGGAAAUGCUGACGACUCCAGCAAGACCGAAUUGCUGUUUGCCGCUCUGAAAGCCUUGAAGUACCUAUUCCGAUUCAUUGUUCAGUCACGAAUAUUGUACCUGAGGUUUUAUGGGAAAAGUGAAGAUGGGGAUGAAUUUAAUGAUGCAAUACGCAAGCUGUUCCUCUCCUUCAAUGUCCUCAUGGACCGGCCUUUAGAGGAGGCUGUCAAGAUUAAGGGUGCAGCUUUAAAGUAUUUGCCAAGCAUCAUAAAUGAUGUCAAACUAGUAUUUGACCCUGUUGAGCUCAGUGUCCUCUUCAGCAAGUUUAUCCAAAGUAUUCCCGACAACCAGUUAGUUCGACAGAAGCUGAACUGCAUGACCAAGAUAGUCGAGAGCGAUCUGUUCAAACAGGCAGAAUGCAGAGAUGCUCUUCUGCCACUACUAAUAGAUCAGCUAAGUGGCCAGUUGGAUGACAAUUCUAACAAGCCUGACCAUGAGGCCUGCUCCCAGCUACUUAGCAAUGUUCUUGAAGUCCUGGAUCGGAAAGAUGUGGGGCCCACUGCUGUCCACAUCCAGCUGAUCAUGGAACGCCUGCUACGGAGAAUAAACCGCACAGUGAUUGGAAUGAGCAGACAGUCUCCACACAUUGGUAUUUUUGUGGCCUGCAUGACAGCCAUCCUGAGGCAGAUGGAUGAUUUCCAUUACAACCAUUACAUCAAUACUUUCAAAACCAGGCAGGACAUUAUUGACUUCUUGAUGGAAACAUUCAUUAUGUUUAAGGAUCUGAUUGGAAAAAAUGUCUAUGCCGCCGACUGGAUGGUCAUGAAUAUGAUGCAGAGCAGGGUUUUCCUCCGGGCAGUGAACCAAUUUACCUCUGUACUUAACCGUUUCUUUCUGGACCAAGCAAAUUUUGAACUCCAGCUCUGGAAUAACUAUUUCCAUUUGGCAGUGGCCUUUCUCACUCAUGAAUCCCUCCAGCUGGAGACUUUCUCGCAAGCCAAACGCAACAAAAUUAUCAAGAAGUAUGGGGACAUGAGGAAGGAAAUCGGCUUCAAAAUAAGGGAUAUGUGGUACAACCUGGGUCCCCACAAAAUCAAAUUCAUUCCAGCAAUGGUAGGCCCAAUCCUGGAGGUAACCCUGGUCCCAGAGCCUGAGCUACGGAAAGCUACCAUUCCCAUCUUCUUCGAUAUGAUGCAGUGCGAGUUUAACUUCAGUGGGAACAGGAACUUCCAUAUGUUUGAAAAUGAGCUGAUAACCAAGCUGGACCAGGAAGUGGAAGGUGGCCGAGGGGAUGAACAGUACAAGAUUUUGCUGGAAAAACUCCUCCUGGAGCACUGCCGGAAGCACAAGUAUCUGGCUACUUCUGGAGAAGUGUUUGCCUUGCUGGUCAGCAGCCUGCUGGAGAACCUGCUGGACUACAGGACAAUCAUGCAUGAUGAAAGCAAGGAGAACCGCAUGAGCUGCACUGUCAACGUGCUGAAUUUUUAUAAGGAGAAGAAACGAGAGGACAUUUAUAUCAGGUACCUUUACAAACUCCGGGACCUGCACACAGACUGUGAGAACUUCACAGAGGCAGCAUACACUCUCCUCCUCCACGCAGAGCUGCUCCAGUGGUCCGAGAAGCCGUGCGUCCCUCACCUCCUGCAGAGGGACAGCUACUACGUCUACUCGCAGCAAGAACUCAAGGAAAAACUCUACCAAGAAAUCAUCUCCUUCUUUGACAGGGGCAAAAUGUGGGAAAAAGCCAUUCAACUAAGUAAAGAGUUGGCUGACAUGUAUGAAAACAAGGUCUUUGAUUAUGAGGGACUUGGUAAUCUCCUGAAAAAGCGAGCUACUUUUUAUGAGAAUAUUAUGAAGGCAAUGAGACCUCAACCAGAGUACUUUGCUGUUGGAUACUAUGGUCAGGGUUUCCCCUCUUUCCUCCGGAAUAAAAUUUUUAUCUAUCGUGGCAAAGAGUAUGAACGACGAGAGGACUUCAACCUGAAGCUAUUGACCCAGUUCCCUAGCGCUGAGAAGAUGACCAGUACUGCCCCUCCAGGAGAAGAGAUCAAGUCUUCUCCUAAACAGUAUGUGCAGUGCUUUAUUGUGAAGCCUGUGAUGAACCUGCCACCUAAUUAUAAAGAUAAACCUGUUCCUGAACAGAUCUUAAACUACUACAGAGCAAACGAGGUGCAGCAGUUCACGCACUCCCGACCAGUCAGGAAAGGAGAAAAAGAUCCAGACAACGAGUUUGCUAAUAUGUGGAUAGAAAGGACGAUGUACACGACAGCGUAUUCGUUUCCAGGCAUCCUCAAGUGGUUUGAAGUUAAACAGAUUACAACGGAAGAGGUCAGCCCUUUGGAGAACGCCAUCGAAACAAUGGAGCUCACCAACGAGAAAAUCAGCAACAUCGUCCAGCAGCAUGUCUGGGACCGGAGUCUUCCUGUGCAUCCUCUCUCUAUGCUCCUGAAUGGGAUCGUGGACCCAGCGGUCAUGGGGGGAUAUACCAACUAUGAAAAGGCCUUCUUCACAGAGAAGUAUCUUCAAGAACAUCCUGAAGAUCAAGAUAAAAUUGAACUGCUUAAGCAACUAAUUGCUCUACAGAUGCCGUUGUUGGCAGAAGGGAUUAGGAUCCAUGGUGAGAAGCUGACAGAACAACUGAAGCCUCUCCAUGACAGACUGACAGCCUGUUUCAAAGAGCUGAAGAAGAAGGUGGAGAAGCAGUACGGUGUGAUAACUUUGCCUCCCUCCCUCACCGAAAGGAAACAGAGCAGGUCAGGCUCUGUUGUGCUGCCCUACAUCAUGUCUUCCACACUGAGACGGCUCUCUGUCACAUCUGUGGCAUCUUCUGUGGUCUCUACAUCUUCCACGUCAUCUGAUAGCACUUCUUCCAGACCAGGUUCAGAUGGAUCUAUUCUGGAGCCUCUCUUGGAGAGAAGAAUAUCAGCAGGACCCAGAGCUGAAGAUUUGCCCAUGAAGGAUGAUGGUGAUAACCGGAUUAGCAAACUGAAGCGGAAGGAGUGGAGUAUUAGCAAGUCUCAGGUUAUUGUAGAGAAGGAGCCAGAAACGGAGCUGACUUCCAAAAUGGGCAUGUCAGGAAAAGCACAAAGGCCAAAGAGUCUUCAGCUGGGAGACAACAGACUGACUUUGCUUCAGGGUUCCUCACUCCAGCAGCCAACGCCUCGCAGCCCGCCACCCAUCACUCCCAAAACCCCGAGAACCCAAAGUUUUCCCUCAUUGCAAGCUGAUGGAUUGGCAACUUCUAGCUUACCGAGCACCCCACCCCCACCUCCGCCCAAAAGCAAACCCUAUGAGAACAGCAACCCGAGGAAUUCUGUGGAGGUUGCUCCACCGCUACCCAGCAGACGUGAAGCCAAGCCUCCCCCGCCACCCCCAAAAACCAGAAAAUCGAGCGUUGUCUCUUCCGAGCAAGGUUUGCAGUGAGGACCGUCACUUGCUGGUGUAACAGCAAGCGCCUGCAGUGAAAUGGACGUUUUCUUUUUGCUGACGUGCUGGGGCUCUCUGACCUUACGGCUGGGUGAUCUCACUGCCAUUCCGUUCACUCCCCUUGGAGUUUUCUUUGGGAAAUACCAAAAGGAACUGUGCUGGUGACUGUAUUCCCUAACCUCUGGUUCAUCUUUCCAGUAUUGAGACACUAAUCGCAUUGCAGAAGUCACCCAACUGGAAUUCUUGUCUGUCUUUAGUCUUUGUCUCUCGUGAGGUUUUUUUUUCCACUGAUGCAGUUUUGGCAGCUCAUUCCUAGUGUAAACCUGGCACGGUAGCGAUGUGCACCAGUGUUUGAAACAAGCCACGCCAGUGUGAGAUGUGCCCUACAGUAUUUGCACAGAAGUUCGGUACAGCUUUACAGCUGUGCUUGUGCCCUGAUCCCUCCUGUCCCUGAAGCAUCGCCAAGCCCUGAGCUGCGUGAAGCGAAGCAGACCGCAGCCGUUCCGAAGUUGUGAGAUGUCAGGUGCCGGUGUAUGAUGAGCAGUCUCCUAAGAUUCUUGAUUGCAGGCAGAGACCUGAGCAUUGUUAGCAGAAUAAGAAGUCUUUUUUUUUUUUUUUUUCCUGCUAGUCAUCAUAUGUAUUUAAGAUGAAGGGCAGACGUUCUGCCUUACACCAUCACUGCUCGAGUCGUGGCAGUUGCUUGCUCCCAAUGGAGAGUUUAGGUUCACCAGUAUUUUGUCAUAAUUUCACUGUUGAUUCUGGUUUUAACACUACAGAGCAGUUGAUAUUCCUCCCUGCAUUAUGUUACCUGCUUGGUUUGCACUUGUAUCUGGGGCUUGGUACAAUAUUUCAUCUUUUUGCUUUUUAAUAGGGUGUAAAAAGUUGCUUCUCUCCUGGGAAUAUGUAGAAGAGUAGAAGCUGAAUUGGUACCAGCACCAUACUGGUACCAGCAAAUCUGAGAGGAUAGAGUGUGCAAAACUAAUUAUGCAUCCUGACCUCAGAAACAAAGUCUGAUAGUAACUAUAACCUUUACUUUGGCUGGGUGGAUUCACACAAAUAUAAAUAAUUCUCAUCCUCUUUUUUUUUAUUAUUUUUUUUGUUUGUUUUUUUACCCCUUUGUGGCAGUACUUGCACUUUGUUCCCUAGCCUCCUUUCACCUAGGUUUGUAACCACCAGUAGACUUCAAGGAGCAGUUUAGAUCUGGGAUGCAUGUGCAAAACUUGCUAAUUAACCUAAUUUCCUGUUGCUUGGAUUAGUCCAGCUUUCUGCAGCUUUUCUUCCCAUGGAGGAUGGGAUAAACUGUUUAAUUUUUCUUUUAAGUUGUUUAUUCCCUGCUCUGUCUAAGCAUCACUCUUUCUACUUGUAUAGAGAAAAAAUGACACGAUCUUAGGUUUUAAGGUUUUUAAAUUCACGUGAUCCGUGCAGGAAAAGGCUGUUGCCCACUGUUAGAAUAGCCUGUCCUCCUAGUUGCAUAGUGACCAAAAAAUUGACACAAAUUUUGUUAUAUUAGGACCAGAUGGGCCUUAGACACAGCAUUUCUCUGUGCCUGAGCUGCCACUGAAAUCUUCCAGGUUAAAAACCAGGACGUCACCAGUUGCGAUUAGUUCAUGGCAGAUGCAUCUUGCAGCUUUCAGGGCUGCGUGUCUCUGAGCUCUGUUAUCAGGGCUGCAGCCCUGGGGCGGGGGCUUACAGGGCACUUCUGUCCUGCUGAAACCAGAAACAAUUCAGUUAAAAAUUCGCUUGCAGUGCAUUUCUAUUCUGUUCUACUCUCAGAAGAUCUAGGUGACUCUGAAGAUCGCAGCUCUUUUUUUGCUGUGUGGAGCAGGAUUCUCUAAACUGCCUGUUUCGGAACUGAUGCCUUGUGAAGAACUUCACUUUUCUCGUCAAGCUAUUUAAUUGAAACUAUCUUUAUAUAUCUCUCCCCCGGACCCCUGUUGCAGCUGCCUGAUGGUGCCACAUUUCCCAGCAGCAGCAAAGCCAGUGAAGUUUGAGGUUUUCUUGAUUGGGAAGAAUUAAUUCUCUUGUCACAUUCAGGCAGAAUAUUUUGCCCUGCUAUUCUGCCUGUGUGGCUGCCUGUUUAUAAACACAGCAUUUGUGGGGGCUGUUAUUUUUUACUGAUGUUUUCCAGGAAAGGGAGAAACAUAACUUGUUGUUCUCUUUCACUGUGGAACUUGGGAAAUAUGGGAGUUUGCCUGCAAAGUUUAGAUUCAAACUUUUUGGAAAGUCCAAAGUUUCCUAAAACCUCAUCAUAAAGAGGGACCAGUGGAGGAAUUUGGAUCCAAGUUUCUGAACCUGCACAAAACUUUGGCUGUUUGCUUACAGGUUGCGGCCUCUUAAUUUAUCAUCAGUAUUGAUGAAGAUUCUGUCAUCAGUUCUCUCUUCCAGGAAAUAAUUUUGCUUGUUAACUGUAGCUCUCAUUUAGCUUCUGAUUAUCGGGUAGGAGAUGGGGACACCCACUAAAAGCGCUGCUGAGGACGUUGCUCACAGUAGUAGGUACGAAUACUGUUGGGUUGGGGGUUUUUUGCAGGCCACUGCACCAUUAUGCUGCUUGCAUGACUUAAAUGGGUUUCAUUACCUUACUGAAAAAUUGAAGGUCGUUAAACCUGAUGAAAGCUUUUCUCAGCAAAGCCUUUCUCAGGGAAAAAUAAAGCCAAUGAAACCCUAGGGUUGGUUUUUUUUGUUGUUGUUGAGACAGAAGUAGUCCUUUCUUUGGUGGUUCUGCAUUACGUUGGCUUCAGUGAAGGAAACCUGCAGAAGCUGUGGUGGCUUUGCUGCCUGCAGGGCUCCGUAAGAGACAGCUGUCACCCAGGGGUCACACAGAUUCUCAUCACAGAGAGGCCGGAGACGUGUUGGAAGUGGUGCCGCAGUUGUGCCGCAUGCACCCGCCGUCGUGUUUGCUGUAGCACAUGUACAACUGCCUCUGGGUCGUUGCCUUCUCAGGGGAAAUCUUGGAAACCUUUCUGGACACCCUGAGCAUGGUUCACCCCCUCUCCCUGGUGCACUGUCAGCUCCACCUUAUGUUCUUGGACAUAGAUGCUGCUUGACUUGAAAACCGCAGGGUUUUCUUGUCUUUCGUUUUUUGUCCGCUUCUUCCUCUUCUUGUAAACUCGGUCUGCCUUCUGCUGCACGUCAUGAACUGAAGGAUCCUCUGAAACUUCACUUGAACCAGAACUUUGUGGUGAGAAUUUUGCUUUAGGAAGAACAGCAGGACGUGAUCUCAAUUGUAGAAAAGCACAUCUGAACACCACCUGCUGUUAAUUCAGUGCCUGUCCCUACCCUACAUCAGCCUGUUACGUGGUCUAGGUACCUUUUCAGAGCAGGUUGGCUUUUAACUCCUUUGGUAGGUCAGCAGAAACAAAGGAGGCUGUAGCAAUCCCAGCUAAGGGGUUGUCGGUCCUGGGUAGACCACCUAGCUAUCAGGUUUGGGUAUUUUGGUUUCCAGUGACUUUUGAGUCUUAUUUCCCUGCCUUUUUUUCAUCUGCUUUAAUAACCUUUAACUCGUAGGUGUACCUUGUGCAUUCAGCAGUUGUUUUUUUCCUGGAGGACGGAACUGGUUCAUGCAGAAAAACCUCUCUAGAGGAAGUCUGACCUCAGGAAGAAUUUUUCAGCUGAUCUUUAAUGACUUGACGUAAUGCUCUGUAACUGGAGGGGUCUUGGUCCUGACUGCUGGGGUUUGCAGUUUUAUGGACUAGGUUUAUGAACAGAGUACCUAGCGUGGGAGUGAUUAAUUAUCCUCUCCCCUCCUUUCCUUCCUUGGAUCAUGCAGCUGCCAGUCAUUAGGAAUAAGGACAGUGUUUUUUCUCCUCUGUGCCGAUACCUGAGCCAGCGAGGUGCCCAAGUCACCUGGAGAGUCCCAGCAGCACCCCAGUGCCCCCAGAAGUCCAGGAAGCUUCAGUGCUUUGUGAUUUCAGCAGUGGCUUCAAGAGGCCUUUCAUUUCUAUUUUGAUCUUUGGCUUCUACUAUACUUUUUCUAUAGGGUUAGCUCCUUAAGAAGCAGGGGAGGUCCCUUCCCAUCUGCGCUGCCUCGCAGUUGCGCUGUCUCACCUGGCAGGUUCCUUCUCUGGCUUUGCUGUCCACGCAGUCCAGGCUUUUCUUCUGGCUGCCUUUGUGUUCUGGCCAGAUGGACACUUGUCCAAGUGUCAUCACCAUCCAAGGGGGCAUCACCCUUAGCUGGAGGGGAAGGAACAGCUGAUGCUGAAGGACAGAGUGAGCACAUUUCCCUUCCGGAGAGAUUAGGGGCUGAAAAUGCAAAUUUGCUGUGCCAGGAAGGGGUUUAAUGGUGAGAGGGUUUUUUUGGUUUGGUUUUUUUUUUUUUUGCUUUCUAAGCGUUAUUUGUAUUCUAGAGUCUGAAGUGCUGUAAAGUCUUCCUGCUUCUCCUUCUUGCCUUCCAGCAAACUCACUCACAAACAGGCGUUGGGUUUUCUUAAAUGUUUUGCUGGCUGUGGUAUGUCAAGAGUUACAUUCUCAGCGUAGUUUGCUUGGAGCUACAAGAUGGAAUUUCGGUCCUGUGCUUAAAUGGUUUAGGGCUUCGUGCCAGUUUUAGAAAAAAGCAUUGUCUUCUAAGUGUCAGAUUUUGAAAGGCAGUUGGGCAUUUAAGUGUGUGAAUAAGCAUGGGGCCUGACCAAUUUUAAUUAAGAGGAAUUAAGUGCCCACACUGAAGAGAAAUCCCACCAGACCCCUGAUUUAUUUAUUUUUUAACGGUUACCUACCUGCUCUUUGAUACGGUACCUGCCUGACUGAAGUUCUGAGACUGAAUUUUGAAAGCAAAUUUAAGGUCUCACUACUUAGUUUUCAAAAUGAGCAUCAUCUUUCCAUGUUAAUUGGAUGCUUUUGGAAAUGUCAUCUCAUGUCUUUUAAAUUGGAGGGCUAAAAACGGGAGCAGGGGACUCGUCCGUAAUGAUGUCAUCUCUGCACACCAGAAAUGAAAGCAAACAGCAGCAUUUCUAGCCGAUCCAUAGUUUUGAAUAAAACAAAUCUCAAAGUUAAAUAUCCCGUCUGCAGAGAAGACAAAAUCUAAUCCCAUUUCAUAGUCGUGCUGUUCAAAGCUAGUGUUAAAUUUCAUGUCUUAGAGGGCUGGUUUUUUUGUUGGGUUUUUUUUUUUGAUAAAUAUGCUCAACACUUGUUUUCUGGAGCUUUUAAUUAAAAUUUGUCAUGCUGGGAUAAAUUCCUUUAAAAAUGUUACAGGCUCUAAUCCACACCAGGGGAAGAGAGAAAGAGACAGCUUUCCAUUUCAGUGGAUUAUUGGAUUAGGAAAGGACACCAGUUCCAGUGAGAACAGCUCUGUGAUCUGCAGUGGCAGAAAAUCCUGUAAUGUAUAUGCAGUGGGGUUUGAGAACCUGCAUCUAAUAACCUUCACGCUGUGCAGCCCAGUGGAUGUUCCACAGAUUAACAGUGAGUUAGAUUUGUAGUGAUAACAGCCCAGAUUUUCUCUCCUUAUUUAUUUUUAUAAUUGUAAAUGCAAGUAAUAAGUUUAAGAUGUCUGUAAUUUAACUGUAAUCUUUUUUUAUAUAUAUAUAGUGAAAACAUUCCUGACCCAUUACUACCUUCUUUCAAUUUUUUUUUUUUGUCUCUUUUAAUUAAAACCUCUUAUCUUACAUUUACUGUUGCAGACCAAAUUAUCUAGUGGACCAGGAUGAGCUUUUCCUAGGACUACAUCAGAAAGAAAAAAGUAAACCAGUAAUGGGAUUUCAUUGCAUGGCAGGAGAGGGGCUUUUCAAAAGCAGGUGAGGUUCACCUAAUCUGCUCCUUUUAACAGUAAAGCACCUUUAGGGCACUAACAGAGAUCACACAAAGGAACACAGAGGAGCUUAACAAAAGGUGAAAAGCAUCUGUUUAUGCUGUAUUGGUCUGACGGUUCAGGUUUCAGGCUGUCAGAGAAAUCCCUGGAUGUGCAUGACUGCAUGCUUGGAACCUGUUUUUCACAUGCAUGGUCUGCAGGUUUUGUCUUUUUUUAAACAGAGGUGUAAGUCCUCAGCAGCUCUGAAAUUCAGCCCUAAUGUGCAUGGUAUUAAUUGAUGUCUGUUUUUUAUUGUCGGUAUUAUAAAGGUUUCAUGACGUGUUAAACCUUUGGGUAUGUUUGUCUUGAAUUCAGGAGAAUAUGGAUAUUGUGUAACGUGUUUUUGUGAAUGUGUUUUGAGAUCCUGGAUGUGAUCCUUUAGCUAAACUAAACACCCACCUCUGCGGACUGCAAAUACACACACACCCCCCCCCCCCCCCUUUCUUUAAUUGAAUCAGCAAAAGAUACAGCUUUUAAACUGGCUCUGAAGAACAGAGUAGGAGCUAAGCUUUGGAAAGGGAGUCUGCAUCUCUCUGGGUACAUGACACAUGAUUUACUAAGUCUGUAAAGCAAGGUGUAUAAAUUUUCAUGUUUUUUUUUAAAAUAUAUUAACUGUUGUAAAGUUUGUAAAUACCUUUUUAAAAUAAAUGUAGUUUUUAAUGCGUGAA
Messenger RNA from Falco peregrinus (peregrine falcon), 12239 nucleotides. It is a transcript of the gene DOCK5, whose product is annotated as dedicator of cytokinesis 5. The transcript is spliced from 52 exons. Gene Ontology annotation, cellular component: plasma membrane; cytoplasm. Gene Ontology annotation, biological process: cell migration; small GTPase-mediated signal transduction. The record is from RefSeq and is a predicted model, not a curated record. NCBI's taxonomy places the organism in Eukaryota, Metazoa, Chordata, Aves, Falconiformes, Falconidae. Gene Ontology annotation, molecular function: guanyl-nucleotide exchange factor activity; small GTPase binding; GTPase activator activity. The coding region runs from base 159 to 5792 and encodes 1877 amino acids.